Anguilla rostrata (American eel) is the source of this 7293-nucleotide messenger RNA. It is a transcript of the gene fstl4, whose product is annotated as follistatin-like 4. Bases 444 to 2978 code for a protein of 844 amino acids. The transcript is spliced from 18 exons. Gene Ontology annotation, biological process: cell differentiation; regulation of BMP signaling pathway; multicellular organism development. Gene Ontology annotation, molecular function: calcium ion binding; protein binding. Lineage: Eukaryota; Metazoa; Chordata; Actinopteri; Anguilliformes; Anguillidae. The record is from RefSeq and is a predicted model, not a curated record.
GAAAUUGGAACCGCAGGUGCUGCAACUGCAUUGAGAUUGAGGAGACCUUCAGACCGCCUGAUUGAAACAAGGGGCCUGUAUAUCACGAGCUCGCAGCAUUACUCGUUAAAACGCUGAACGUUUUUUAAAGUGUGAUUAAAUGCGCCAUGAAGGACAAUAUUUCCUUUGCGUGUUUGAAGAGUUUUGUUACUAAUCCGUGUCUCACUCGCUUGCAAGUUAUCCAAAAACUACAUCUGGCUCAUGUUGUUUUUGUACGUUUGCCCAGCCCAGAGAGGUCCCAAUAUCAGAGGAGACCGUGAUGGAUUCGUAAAGUAAAGAUUGACAGGAAAAGCGCGGGACGGGCGAAGACGGUCGCCUGCACUGAGCCGGAGGCCCGCGCCAGAAGAUCGUCGUGACGACGGCUUCCACGACAACAAGCGGAGAGCGAAUGACGGGUGGCACCGAUGGGCCGGUUGAGUCUUUGGGCGAUUCCUCUCCUGCUGGGCGUGUCCCUCCAGCCAGCCGACGGGUGGAGGACCGAGUCCACGGACAACAGGGUGGAGAACGCCACGCAGAGACUCCACCUCAGGCAAAUUGGAGGGGACGAUGGGAAGACCAACACAUUUCGCCUCGGCGCUGAAGUUCCCCGGGGGGCCUGCACGAGGCGGUAUUGCGGCAGGGGGCGCCAGUGCGUCCUCUCGGAGCAGACGGGGGCGGCGGCGGCGGCGGCGUGCGUGUGCCAGGACAGGUGCCGGCCCACCUUCGUGCCCGUGUGCGGCUCGGACGGGCGCUUCUACCAGAACCACUGCGAGGUCUACCGGACGGCCUGCCUGCAGAAGAGGCGGGUCCACGUGGUGCACGGCAAGGACUGCUUCUUCAAAGGCGACGCGUGCACGAUGGCGGACUACAACAAGCUGAAGAGCACGCUGCUGGACCUGCAGCCCCGGAACCGCUCCAGCUCGCCGGGCCAGACGCAGGAAAAGCGAAUGGACCAGAAGAGGGCCGUGGUGGACUCCAUGUUCAAGUACCUGGACGUGAACGGGGACGGCCGUCUGGAGAGCCCGGAGCUGGCUCAGAUAUCAACGAAGGACCACCUGGAGGACAGCGUUCUGGAAUGUUCCAUGCAAGACCUGAUCCGUUACGAUGACUACAACAGCGACGGUCACCUGUCUCUGCAGGAGUUCUACACUGCUUUCCAGGUCAUACAGCUCAGCCUUCCGGAAGAGAAGAGGGUGAGCGUCUCCACGGUGACCGUGGGCCUCAGCACGGUGCUGUCCUGCGGUAUCCAGGGAACGCUGCGGCCGCCAAUCAUCUGGAGGCGCAACGGAAUUGUGCUCAACUUCCUGGACCUGGAGGACAUCAACGACUUCGGUGACGACGGCUCGCUCUACAUCACCAAGGUGACGACCAUUCACAUGGGGAAUUACAGCUGCCACGCCUACGGGUACGAAGAGCUCCAGCAAACCCAUGUGCUCCAGGUGAAUGUACCCCCAGUGAUCCUGGUGUACCCCGAGACUCAGGCGCAGGAGCCCGGAGUAGCCGCUAGCCUGCACUGCUACGCCGACGGCAUCCCCAGUCCCAGAAUCCUCUGGCUGAAGAACGGCAUGGACCUGCAGCCCAGAGGAUCCAAGCAGCUCAGUCUGAGAGCGAACGGCAGCGAGCUCCACAUCGGGAGCGUGCGCUACGAGGACACGGGGGCCUACACCUGCAUCGCCAAAAACCAGGUGGGCGUGGACGAGGACAUCUCCUCGCUGUUCGUGGAGGACUCCGCCAAAAAGACGCUCGCUAACAUACUGUGGCGAGAGGAAGGACUGAGCGUGGGGAACCUGUUCUACGUUUUCUCCGACGAGGGGAUCACCAUCCUGCAGCCCAGCGAGUGCGAGAUUCGGAGGCGCAUCAAGCGAACCGAGAGGAUACUGGCCAGCUACGAGGAGAUGUGCCCCAAAGCCGACGGAGACGCGCCCCACCGCUGCUCCUGGGCCUCGGCCGUCAGCGUCCGGGACAGAUACGUCUACGCCGCCCAGCCUCUCCAGAACCGCCUGCUGAUCAUAGACACCCAGGCCCAGAGGGUCGCGCAGGUGGUGCAAACGGACCCCGUGCCGGUGAAGCUGCACUACGACAAAUCGCACGACCAAAUCUGGGUGCUCAGCUGGGGGGACCUGCGGAAGUCUCACCCCUCCCUACAGGUUGUGUCCCAGGCGAGCGUGGGCGAGGAACACCACGUCAUCCGCACCCAGUUCCGCAGAGUAGACGACUUCUUCAUCCCUCCCACCAACCUCGUCAUCACACACGUCAGAUUCGGUUUCAUCUUCCUGAGGUCCGAGCCUGCGGUGCACAAGAUCGACCUGGAGACGUUCCACCGCGUCAAGACCAUCAGCCUGAAGAACUACAGCUGCGUGCCGGCCGGCAUGGCCUACACGCACCUGGGCGGGUUCUAUUUCGUCCAGUGCGGGGCGGCCAACCGCACGUCCGCCGAGCCCCAGCUCCUCAUCGACGGCGUCACCGACUCCGUCGUCGGCCGCAACGGCGACGUGGCGGGCCGGCCGCACGUGUCCUCGGACGGUCGCUACGUGGUCACCACGGACCCCGGGCGGCGGCGCGUCCGCGUGCAGGCGGUCAGCCUGCAGGGGGCGCUGCAGGCCAGGCGCGACCUGGAGACCGCCAUGCGGGUCUCCGACCUCGCCUUCCACCCGUCCUUCACCGAGUCCAACCAGUACACCGUGGUGGCCAGCUCCGAGACGCACGGCGAGCUGCUAUUCGCCGACCUGUCCACGGGGCGGAGCCAGGUUCUGGAGAACCUCAAAGACCCCGUCCCAUCCAGGUCCUGGCCCUGGAGCGGGACCAACAGGGUGGUGGUGUCCAGCGGGCUCUUCGGGCAGUACCUGGUCACCCCCGCGGCACGAUCCCUCUUCGUGUUGGACGGGAAACAGAGCGGGCCGCACUGCGAGGUUUCGGACAUCGAGAGAGGUAACACGGUGGUGUGGGUCGGGGAGGUAUGAGCGGAGGAACUGUGGCGAAGGAUUUCAGUUCACGCAAAAAAAAUAAAAAUAAACGAAAUGACAAAAAACAAAAAAAAAACCUUAGAAGUGAUGUACAUGGACUCAACCCUGGGACUGAGCAGAAGGAGCACAAACGUUGCUAUUGUCCUAAUAAUUGGAAACAAAACAAAAAAGUAAAAAAAAAAAAAGAGUAAUCGGAAAAUCAAUCGGGGAAACACGGCAAGAUGAUUUUACUGGGACAAAACGAUGGAUCCCUUCAGUGCAACAGUGAUCUACGUGCACUUAUCUAACCAGAGUUGUACAUUAUUGCACUUCCUUGUGUCACUGCAGAUAGCCGUCAGAGGAAAGGAGAAAUGGUGUUAUUUUGAAACGGAACUAUGCACAAAGCUCACUUUUAUUUAUUUAUUUUCUAGAGUAAUGCUUUCUUUUUUUGGUCCAUGAUGUCUGUCGUACACCAGUGCUGCAAAUAGUCACUAUAAGAAGUCUGUCUGUCUGUGUCGGUCCCUUUCUGAACCCAAUGUCCUUUUGUUCAUUGUAAUUGUACAUGUUCAUGGUAUUGUAAGUAUUUUAUAAAAACCUUUAAUCUCAACCAGCACAGGUUGGCUUGAAACCUUGUCGUAUCUUAUGAAAUAACGAUUCUGUUGUCUUUUCGUAUACUUUCCAAAGAUGUCUUUAAGCCCUCUCUUGACACAGCCAAUAUCACGCCUAGGACGAAAUAUUAAACGGAAAGACUGGUAUUCUGCAUAUUCAAAAAUUUCCAUGAUGAUUAUGUAUGAUCUGUCGCCCCUCUGGUUGAUUUAACCUCAGUGAUGUCGUGUGAAGUCCGUUUAAUUGUAAGCGUUUAGGCUCCUGCAAGAAUCCAUGUGCAAUCCUACACAAGCGACUCCACUCGAAUGAAGACGUCAGCUGCUUUGGUCCGUCCCCCCACCCACCCCCCCCGCCAUCUCGCAGUGGUCAGCACGGCAGCCCGUUAUGAACGAGGCUGCAUGCGUGCAUUUGUCGUUCAGCAAAAAAAAGACGCAUACAUCGAGGUGCCAGAGUUCACCGCUGCAGUCAGGAAAUGUACCGCGUUUUUAGUCAUGAGUGGAGGGGGAGGGUCUCUGAGAAGUGAGAGUUGCGUAAGUUGGGGGGGGGGUGUUCGUGGGGGGGGGGGGUUUCACCACUGGCACCCGUCCCAGUCCUGCCCCUCUGUGCCUGAGAGCUUAAACAACCCGCUUGUCCCCCCGUUAGUAAAAUCCCGUUCUUCACUCUCUGCUGUCAUUACCUCACAUUCUAACCCCCCCCACCUCCACCCCACCUUCACAUUGUCUCUUUCACUCAAAAGUGUAAACACAGAGAGUCCUGACCUACAAAAAAAACAUUUUUAUGUGAUUAUCUCAGAUAAGAACGUGUGAAAAAUUUAAGCCUGUCACCUGGGAAACAUCAGAUUAAAUUAUAGGAACCAGUAGGUUUGGGUUACUGUAAAGAUGGUGAGUUUAAGACUUCUGCUUUGAUUGUGGUCAGUCCUCUGUGUUUUGACCGUCCGUAUAAGGUGCAGUCUUUUACAGGUCUAAUGACAAAGCAACUGAGCAGAGAUGCUUUCGACUGCCGUGUUACAAAUUUAGUCAAAUUUGAUCCAAAAUCUUUAUUUAAUUCCCAAUUUUUUUCUCAUUUAAUUUGUGAAUUAAAUCUAGAUCUGAUCGUUUCUAAUUUCUGUUGGAUUGCAGGAAAAAGCCCCAUGUUACCCUUCAGCUGAGAAAUGCCUAGUACACAAAUCUAAUUAGCUUGAAAAAAUUGUUCUGAAUUUAUCAAGAGAAACAUUUGGUACAUUUCAAAAAGGAAGGAGGAGAUGGCAUCUUCAAAAGAGAAGCUGUGUAAUGAAUAACUGAUUUUGUACUGAAACUAACUGUGAUCAAUCCCUUUGGUGAAUUUGUAAUGACCAUUUCAAAUAACUGUGGAACCCAGAGGAAGUACAACCGAAAUGUUUAACAGAGUACCUCAGAUUUUUACAUUCAGAUAAGACACAAUGUAUUUCACAUCAAAGCCAGCUGUCGUAUAUUGAAUUGCAAAUUCAUGGUAUUACAAGCUUGACGAAUAAGCCUUUCUUCAUUCAAAAAGUAACUUUGAGGUAUCCUUGUAAACAGAUAAAAAAUAUCUGUUAGACUAUAGCAUUGAAGGUCUAUAACAUUAUCUAGACCACUGUUGCACUGAAAGAAAAAUUUUUAAAAUUAAUUUUUUUCACAUCUGACUAAUCGGUAAAUAUGAAAAAUUGAAGCUUGAUGAUGAAGUUACAAGGUACACGAUGAAGGAUUCCAUAACACCUUUGUGCUUGAAAGGCACCAAUGUUUCUUAGCGCUCAACAUUUUCAAAAUGAUGAUAAUCACAAUUCAACAAUGAAAAGAAAAUGCAUUUAUUAACACAUUUAAUUUAAUUUUAAGAAAUCGAGACUGUAUGUCACCAAAAUUUGUACAUCCAUUUUAAGCUUUAGUUAAUGUGAGAAAAAUGUAUUCCCCAUAUUUAAUAUUUAAUAACUCCAAAGAGACUGGCUCAGAUGAAGAAGAAAAUCCCUAAAACGUGUGUUCAUGUUAAUUGUCCCCAUUGCAUACGAGCAGAAAUAAGACAUAAUGGCUUUGGGCCUAACGAUGUUGGUGUGAUAGACAUUAGAGUCGCUGUUGUAGAUAAACUGUUCUUGUUUUAGAACACGGUAUAAAAUUUAACUGUACAGCUUUUCAUUGUGAGUUUUGGGUGUGUUUUUUUUUUUGGUUUAUGGGGGGGGAAGUGGUUUGUAAAAAAAAAAAGAUUCUAAUAAAACAAAAAUAUGUACAGCUGUGAGACAGUAUAAAUUCAUUGGAACACAUUAUGAAACGUAUUAAAUUAGAAUAUUCAGGGACGGAUUUCGCCGAACGCAAAUCAGGGGGAGUAAGGCCCGGCAGCGUCGUUCCGAACGGUUAGCGCCGCAGAAAUGUCAACCGCUGCUCGUCUUCAUCGGAGCGUAUUUACACUCGUCUAAUGAUGUCAUAGCUGCUGAUUUACACGCACAUAUAUUAGGCGUGUGUGUGUUAGUUGUUUUCCACCGGCCCCCAAGUUCAUCGCACAGCAUCUGAUUCGUUUUGUAGAGUUUUUUUUUAAAUUUUUUUUUGUUCCACGUUUGACUGCGUAUCCAUUCUUCCUCGUGUCGAUGUUUCCCACAAGUCCAUUUAUCUGGUGCAGCUGUGCUCGCCCAAUACCAAGGCGCCAGCCAUUUUUAAACUGAACGGAGUCAGCUUCUGAUUGCACCUGUGGAUGGCCUGACCAGCCAAUGGCAAAAAGGCUUCAAAAGGCUACAGAUCCCCCCCCUCCCCCCAGUCUGUGAAGAACGGCCAGUACAUGGCCGCAUGUCAUGUGAUCUAAAAGGGCGUCACCGGCGACGACGCCUUGACGUCUGUGCUCUUCAGAGAGCUGAAGCCAAUUUCAGAGGCACAUCCUGUGUAGCACCAAUUGGACAUUUUCAACUUCACUAAAGGUUAAAAUUCUGUAUAUUUAGAGGAUAUCCCAACACAAGGAGCCCCGAAAUGUUCUUUAGGUGUGUGCGUGUGUGCGUGUGUGUGUGUUUUGAUUAGGACUUUUCCGUGACUUAAAUUAACCUUUAAAGGCUUUUAGCUGUCUUUUGUGCUGGUUAAUCUCUAUGCAACACAUUUCGAUCAUCGAGGCAAUAACUAUCGUACCAUUUCGUCAGCUCCAGCUCCGGCUCCAGCUCCUCCACGUCCUUCGGCCUUUUCUAUAAAAGCGAGCUCAUUUAGGGUCAUCCUGUCCAAACAGGCAUUGUGAUGUGUGAGACUAAUACCAUAGGUGUCGGCCUUUGGAUCCUAAGUUGUGGUCUUUAAGAGUAAUCCAUUAUGGGACACUGAUCCCUCUCAGUAAUUGAUUUCCGUUAAUUUUGUUCUUGGUCAGUUAUUGGAAUGUGGGGAAAAAAUAAGAACUGAAAAAAUAAUUUUUUUCCCAUGUAAAUGUAAAAAGUAAAGGUUUCAUUUAGUCACUGAGAAUCUGGCCUAUUUAGUGUUUAUUUUAUUUUUUUAAAUAUUUUUAACAUUCAACUUUAUUUUAGGAGCUUUAGAGUAUGAGACAGUUUCAAAAAUAUUAUUUUGUUUUUAUUUGAUUCAUAUGGUUUGAACCCACAUAUAUGAAAACAAAUGUCCUUACCUCCUACCUUCCAAUGAUACUAAAGUCACCAGUGAUGUGUUUGAACUAACAGUGGCUGUAAAGAUCAUUUCAACUAAGAAAUAUACUGUACGGUGUUGCCUGGGAUGUAAACUUAUCUUUUUUUCCUCCUCAGUUUUACAAUAAAAAAAUAAAACUA